Helianthus annuus (common sunflower) is the source of this 765-nucleotide messenger RNA. RefSeq lists its product as uncharacterized. The transcript is spliced from 6 exons. Lineage: Eukaryota; Viridiplantae; Streptophyta; Magnoliopsida; Asterales; Asteraceae. The record is from RefSeq and is a predicted model, not a curated record. The coding region runs from base 362 to 745 and encodes 127 amino acids.
UAGAACUUCAAUCUUUUCUAUUAACUCCCACACCCACUUCCCGGAAUUCUCUCUAAAACUAAAUCCAUCACCCUCUCAGUUAAAACACUCAGUCACAUCAAAAUUGAACUUCAUUGACGGAGAAUAAAAAUUGAACUUCAAACGCCAGGCCGCUUCACCACUGCAACCGCCGGAAAACAACGAAUCGCCUCACCACUGCAACCGCCGGAAGCAGAUUUAGCGAUAAAAGGAGCCUAAUCCCGGGUAUGAUUUUCCAAAAGGUGUUAUUUUGGUUGCAGAUCGGUUGUCUACAAGAAAGGACAAUGACAUCAUCAUAUUGCCCUACAAUCCCGGAAGACAUUGGGUUUUGGCAGUUUUGGACAUGAAAACAUAUACUUGCUAUUAUCUUGAUUCUAUAAGGAAUAGCACAAUCAAUUCGAUGUUGAGGCAAAUUAUUGAUGCGGCAAUGGCCUUGUAUGCUAUACAAACUGUCAAUUGGGUUAAGGCUAAGUGUCCAUAUCAGACGGGAGGUACUGAAUCUGGCUAUAAUGUGUUGAAAUUCAUGAAAGAGGUGGUUGAAGAAGGAAUUGAAAUACUAGCCAAUGGCAACGAUGAGGAUAUUGAUGGAAUACGUGAAGGUGUUCGAGUUAUGGGGCAACUUUGUUUUCAAGUGACUAUUUUAGAUGUUGAAGUAUGUACGAUAAAUAGUAUUUUUUUUGUUAACUUAAGAUAUUUGAAUUAUAUUUUACAUAUGACUAUGAAAUGAAUUGCUUUGGUUUUUGUGUA